This is a messenger RNA of Haliotis rufescens (red abalone), 4097 nucleotides long. Its product is annotated as monocarboxylate transporter 9-like. Gene Ontology annotation, biological process: transmembrane transport; monocarboxylic acid transport. Bases 1478 to 2743 code for a protein of 421 amino acids. Gene Ontology annotation, molecular function: monocarboxylic acid transmembrane transporter activity. The transcript has 6 exons. The record is from RefSeq and is a predicted model, not a curated record. NCBI's taxonomy places the organism in Eukaryota, Metazoa, Mollusca, Gastropoda, Lepetellida, Haliotidae.
CAGUCUUAUCAAAUAAUCUGGACAGGACACUGCUCUGACAUCUACAUACCAAAAAUGCCAAGUAACAGCAGUCUUACUCGCAUGUUGAAGACGCCCCUGUUAAAUAAGAACAAGCUGGUAUUACACAGUGUUUUAUACCUAAGCAUGAAUGCAGCCAUGACAGAUCACAGUAACUUCAACGCUUGUGGUGUGUGCAUCGAUUCAGCUUCAAGCGUGGAGUUUGCAGCGGUAGAAACAAGGGAUAUACUAUUGUCCAAACACCGAUUCCAGAUCAGUUGUUAAUUGCAACUACUAUUGCAAACACAAGCUCAGCAUUUGGUGCCUGUACCAUCUGACAACUGCACCUAGCGCAGUCUCUUGACCGAAUCAGAUCUUAAGCAAAUUCAACCUCGAAACACCUCUGCAAUCUCAUGACUGAAUCAACGUCCAUGACCGAAUCGUAGAAUAUCAGAUCUGGAGAAAGCUUUAAGGACCUGUGCAGUCUCUUGAAAGAAUCGUAGAAUAUCAGAUCUGGAGAAGGCUUUAAGCACCUUGUGCAGUCUCAUGGUGAAUCAACGUCCAUGACCAAAUUGUAGAAUAUCAGAUCUGGAGCAAGCUUUAAGCACCUGUGCAGUCUCUUAACCAAAUCAAUGAAUAUCAGAUCUGGAGAAGGCUUUAAGCACCUGUGCAGUCUCUUGACCAAAUCAAUGAAUAUCAGAUCUGGAGAAGGCUUUAAGCACCUGUGCAGUCUCAUGACUGAAUCAACGUCCAUGACCGAAUCGUAGAAUAUCAGAUCUGGAGCAACCUUUAAGCACCUGUGCAGUCUCUUGACCAAAUCAAUGAAUAUCAGAUCUGGAGAAGGCUUUAAGCACCUGUUCAGUCUCAUGACUGAAUCAACGUCCAUGACCGAAUCGUAGAAUAUCAGAUCUGGAGAAGGCUUUAAGCACCUGUGCAGUCUCUUGACCAAAUCAAUGAAUAUCAGAUCUGGAGAAGGCUUUAAGCACCUGUUCAGUCUCAUGACUGAAUCAACGUCCAUGACCGAAUCGUAGAAUAUCAGAUCUGGAGCGACCUUUAAGCACCUGUGCAGUCUCUUAACCAAAUCAUAGAAUAUCAGAUCUGGAGAAAGCUUUAAGCACCUGUGCAGUCUCUUGACCGAAUCAUAGAAUAUCAGAUCUGGAGCAACCUUUAAGCACCUGUUCAGUAUCAUGACCAAAUCCUAGAAUAUCAGAUCCGGAGCAACCUUUAACCUUCAAGCACCAAUGGAUGGAUUUGAAUGGCCUCUGAGGUGCCAGAAAUGAAUGAACAUCAUGGAUUUCCACACCAGUUAACUUUGUCUAACUGCAUCUAGUGAUGCGUACAUAUACUUCCCUUUAGAAAAUGAUUAAUUGUUUGCAGUGAAUUGGGGCCAGUAAGGACCCCUUGUGGCCUCUGUGUGAGACACAGUGUACAAAAUUCUCUAACCUAAUUCCUGCAUGUCUGUGGACGUUUGACUAGGAUCAUGAUCAAGGACGUGAAUGGAGGAUACUGGGGGCUGGCCAUCAUCUUGUCGGCCUUCAUGAUCCAGUUUCUAGCUUUUGGCACUGGCCUGUCGAUUGGUCUCUACAAUAUCGAGUUACUUGCUGUCACUGGCGACGCCUUUUCAGUGUCGUUAGUGGCAGCAAUAAACACGGGCUGCUUCCUUGGUUCAGGUCCACUCGCCAGUUUGUUGAUGAACUACCUAAGCCAUCGGACCAUCGUAUUGAUUGGUGCUGGGCUGAGUUCUGCCAGUAUACUGUGUGUGCCAUUCCUGCCCAGCAUCGGCUACAUGUAUGCUCUGUGGGGAGUCUGUGCAGGCCUGGGGUUUUGCUUUGUUUAUGUCCCGUCCCAUGUUAUGAGCGGGCUGUACUAUGACAAGCACACCAGCCUCGCCACAGGAGUCGCUACAGCAGGGUCGGGGCUGGGGAUGACAGUGUUCCCCACCAUCGUCGGCUAUCUCAUCGACGUCUACACAUGGCGUGGGUCGCUGAUUAUCCUGGCAGGACUGAUGUUGAAUCUGUUUGUGUUUGGUCUCCUGCUGCGUCCCCUGCCUACUAUGUUGGAAAAUAUAGGGGAAAAUGAUCAGGAUAAGGGAACAAAAGGAAAAAGAUUUCGAAAUUAUUUUGUUUUUUGUGUUUUUGAAUUUGAUGUGUUUUUUGUUGGUAAUAUUUUAUGGAAUAUGGGGCUAAACAUUGUUGUGACCUUUGGACCCGAUUUCAUACUGACAACGCUAGGCGUAACAAGUAUAGAAGCUGCUUAUAUGCUGACUGUUUUAGGUCUUUGUACUUUUCUAGGAUCUCUUCUGACAGGUUUCAUUGGUAACUUCCAUUGUGUAAACAGGCUUUUCUUAUAUGUGCUGGUAUGUGUGCUUUCUGGUAUUGGAGUCAUUUGUUUCCCAAUAGCUAAGACCUACGUUAUGUUGAUGGUAGCUCAUGCAAUUGUUGGUCUUGGUUUUGGGGGCAUCCUUGGCCUGCUUCUUGUGUUGACCACUGACCUGCUGGGGCCUGAGAGUCUGGGUGAUGGUGUCGGCUACCUCAUGCUGUCCAAUGGUGUUGGAUGUUUUGCUGGACCUCCGAUCGCAGGCCUACUGAAGGACAGUCUCGGAACCUAUGAUGUGCCGCUGUACACUGCUGGGGUGCUUGUUGUAGCCAGCGGCGUCAUAAUGGGACUUGUGCCACUCAAGACCAAACUCUGGGGCAGAUCAGUCAUCUACAAGGACACAGAAGAAGAGAUUGCUCAAGGGAGUUAGUUACAUACAUGACUGUAGCCUACAUCUUUACAUAGAGGAGGCCUAGAUCUGUACAUAGAGGAGGCGUAGAUCUGUACAUAGAGGAGGCGUAGAUCUGUACUUGGAAGAGGCCUAGAUCUGUACAUAGAGGAGGUGUAGAUCUGUACUUGGAAGAGGCCUAGAUCUGUACAUAGAAGAGGCGUAGAUCUGUACUUGGAAGAGGCCUAGAUCUGUACAUAGAGGAGGCCUAGAUCUGUACAUAGAGGAGGCCUUGGUCUGUACUUAGAAGAGGCGUAGAUCUGUACAUAGAGGAUGCCUAGAUCUGUACAUAGAGGAGGCCUUGGUCUGUACUUGGAAGAGGCCUAGAUCUGUACUUGGAAGAGGCCUAGAUCUGUACAUAGAGGAUGCCUAGAUCUGUACAUAGAGGAGGCCUUGGUCUGUACUUGGAAGAGGCCUAGAUCUGUACAUAGAGGAGGCCUAGAUCUGUACAUAGAGGAGGCCUAGAUCUGUACAUAGAGGUUGCCUAGAUCUGUACUUGGAAGAGGCCUAGAUCUGUACUUGGAAGAGGCCUAGAUCUGUUUGUAGAGGUUGCCUAGAUCUUGAGGUCUGUUUAAUCCUGAUAAUGACUACUUUAUAGGUGGAAUCCCAAAUCUGCAAGCGUGAUUUCUGAGAAUAGCUCAGCAUAAUAUUGCAUAUUAUACAUCACAUUGCCAGUUUCCUUGUUUAUAAUAAGCACAUUAUUCCACCUUUCUCUGUGAUCUUGUAGUGAGAUGGAUCUGAUUUUUCUCUCUGAUAGUAUAUCCAUCCGGAACCUGUUCGACUAAGCAAUCUUAGUGCUAAGCUGAUCCCUAGCCUACCGGUAUGGUAAAGUAUUGGAGCUACGACCAACUUAGCACUAAGAUUGCUUUAUGGAACAGGUUCCUGAUCAACUUGCUUUAGAUAAUAACAAAACUUAAAGAAAGCGUGAGGUAUCAUGUGUGUACCUUGCUUGCUUGAAUCUCACACCUGUGUGUACCAGUUCUUUUACAUUGUUUGUUAUUGUUGUUACAUUGUUGUUUGAACAGAUUGAAAUUCAUCUAAAACAAUCAUGAAACACAAUCUGUGAUCUGUUUAUGCCUUGUAGUAUUGAGCAGCCAAUCAGGUGACUCGUAUGUGUGAAAGCUCUGAUGUAUUAGUACCGUAUGUGUGUUGUGAUCACAUUGAUGUCUAUGUUCAGGUUCAGUUUAUGUAAGCUUUAUGUUACAUGUUUGUGUUUUUCAUUCAUGGUUGUCUUUUUUAACUUUGACAUAGAGAAUCUCACCCGAGUGUCAUUUGAUAUCAAAUAUAUCAACAGGAGUUGAUAAAAGUGGGAAAACUCCGAGGUUUGCUGAGGAUU